GGACAUGUCCCGGGUUCAGCUCAGAACCGGGACAACCCCUGUAAGUACUACCUGCCUUAAAGAAAAAUCACGGAGGGGUCUAUUUUUUUCACAGACAUUGGAAAAAAGUUACCUAUUUUUACAGCUUGGAUGGUUGGCAUCCCUGAGCUCAUUGGCGGGGGUACCAAGGCUGGUCUCUUCUCAGGAUAGCGCCUCCAUAUACUAGAACUGCACAUCUAACAUGAACUUUGUCCCUCUUUCCUUUCUUUGAAAGUUGGGAGGUAUGUGAUGAGGAUGGUGGUUUGUGUAUGGAUCCUGGCGGCUGUCCAUUGAUAUUGGUGUGAUUACGUCACUACACGUGUAUAUACACGUGAUUUGGACAUUGAGGAAGACUCUGCUAUGGUUCCAAAUGUCCUGUCUGGUGAAUACAGUCUGCAAUGAAGUAGAUAGCAAACACAAGUCACGGACGGCAGCACAGACAGAUGCCAUGGAGGACAGUGCAGGAGCCCCGCCUCCCGCGGCUUCUCUGAGGGCACGGACUCCCUUCAAAACAACUUGAGGAGCGCCAGCUUAUUCUUUGUACUUAGUGCUAGGGCAGCGCUCUGCCUACUUCCAGCCAUGCGAGACUAUGAUGAGGCGACCUCCUUCCUCGGGGACUGGGGGCCCUUUCAGCUGACCAUCUUCUUCCUCCUCAGCGCCAGCACCAUACCCAAUGGCUUCAAUGGUAUGUCUGUCAUGUUCCUGGCUGCCACUCCUGAGCACCGGUGCCUGGUGCCCGACAGUGCCAACCUGAGCCAGGCUUGGAAGAAUGUCAGCAUCCCCUGGGAGGAGAAGGAUGGGCAGCCGGUGGAGAGCAGGUGCUGGAGGUACAGGCUGGACACCCUGAGGAACUACUCUGCCCUGGGGCUCCUUCCUGGGGUGGACGUCAAUGUGGAGGACAUCGAGAAGGAGAAGUGUCUGGACGGCUGGCGCUAUGACCGGGACCUCUACCACUCCACCGUGAUCACCGAGUGGGAUAUAGUCUGUGACAAUGACUGGAAGGGGCCUCUGACAACCUCUUUGUUUUUUGCUGGUGUUCUUACGGGGUCAUUUAUUUCUGGACAGCUCUCAGACAGCUUUGGAAGAAAGAAGGUUCUCUUUGGAACAAUGGCUGUACAAACUGGUUUCAGCAUUAUACAAGUAUUCUCAAUCAGUUGGGAGAUGUUUACUAUUCUCUUCCUCAUUGUUGGAAUGGGGCAGAUCUCCAAUUAUGUGGCUGCCUUUAUAUUAGGAUCUGAAAUACUUGGCAAGUCUGCUCGUAUCAUCUUCUCAACAUUAGGCAUCUGUAUAUUUUUUGCAGUUGGAUACAUGAUUUUGCCUCUGUUCGCCUAUUUCCUCCGGGACUGGAGAACGCUACUGAUGGCCCUGACUGUUCCCGGACUGCUAUGUGUCCCUUUGUGGUGGAUUAUUCCAGAAUCUCCUCAGUGGCUAAUAUCUCAGGGAAGGAUAGAAGAAGCAGAGGCUAUAAUAAGGAAGGCAGCUAAACAAAAUAAGAUGUCUGUACCUGCUAUUAUCUUUGGAACUGCUGAGCUGGAUGGCACCAAACAGCGCCAAAUCAGACGUUAUACUUUCUUGGAUCUACUGAAGACCAGCAACAUAGCAAUCAUCACAGUACUUACAAUCUUUUUUUGGUUGACUGUAUCUAUUGGAUACUUUGGCGUUUCCCUGAAUACCCCAAAUUUGCAUGGGGAUCCAUUUCUGAAUUGCUUCCUGCUGGCUGCCAUUGAAGUUCCAUCAUAUAUUAUAGCAUGGCUGCUACUUCGACAUGUACCCAGGCGCUUUUCAAUGUGUGGGACAAUGCUUCUUGGCGGUGUUGUGCUGCUUCUUAUACAACUUGUACCACAAAGUCUCCACAUUUUGUCCACAGUAAUGGUGAUGGUGGGAAAAUUUGGAGUUACAGCAGCCUUCUCUAUGGCAUAUGUAUACACAGCUGAACUUUAUCCUACAGUCAUACGAAAUAUGGGUGUGGGUAUUGGUUCUAUGUCUUCUCGAGUGGGAAGUGUAAUCUCUCCGUACUUUGUUUACCUUGGUGCCUAUAACAGGCUGCUGCCUUACAUCCUCAUGGGAAGCAUGACAGUAAUUAUGGGAGUUCUUGUGUUGUUCUUCCCAGAAACUUAUGGUAGACCGUUACCUGAAAAUCUGGACCAGACACAGAAUGUAAAAGGACUGUGUUGCAAAAAGAACUCCCAUAAUAAGUUUCAUGAAAAUUCGGACAAUUUGAAAAAUGGAAUCAUAUUAAUUACUACAAAGUUAUGAUGUUCUGAUUCAUUCUUUUAACCAAUAGGAUAUAUGUCUGUUGCUAAGUGUACUGUCCCUGGAAGCUGAUCUGACAUUUCUCAUUCAGUUUCUUUUGGGGGGUUUUAUGUUUGUAAAUUUGCAUUGUGUGAUUUUUGUUAAUUUCUGAUACAUUUAGGCCUUCACACAAUGCAGAUUUUGUUGCACAAUUUUCUGUGAUUGAAAAUCAGUUCCAUUCAUUCGAAUAGGGAGGCAAGGACACAGAUUUCUUCUAGACCCAUUCGGAUGGAUGAAACCGAUUUUCAGUCGUAGAAAAUUCUGCAACAAUAUCUGCUUUACAGACUGUGUUGCAAAAAUAACUCCCAUAAUAAGUUUCAUGAAAAUUCUGAUAAUUUGGAAAAUGGAAUCAUAUUAAUUACUACAAAGUUAUGAUGUUCUGAUUCAUUCUUUUAACCAAUAGGAUAUGUCUGUUGCUAAGUGUACUGUCCCUGGAAGCUGAUCUGGCAUUUCUCAUUCAGUUUCUUUUGGGGGGUUUUAUGUUUGUAAAUUUUCAUUGUGUUAUUUUUGUUAAUUUCUGAAACAUUUAGGCAUUCUGUGACUGAAAAUCUGUUCCAUUCAUUUGAUUAGGGAGGCAAGGACACAGAUUUCUUCUAGACCCAUUUAGGUGGAUGGAACCGAUUUUCAGUCGUAGAAAAUUCUGCAACAAAAUCUGCAAAGUGUGAAGGUACCCUUAGAAAUUCUGGUCAUUGAAUUAUGUCGACAUUCAGAUCUUUUGGACAUGUGUUUGUCAACCUAGUAUUUAUUAAAGGAUAACUGUCACACUUAGACCCUAAUUUCAAUUUUCAUAUAUGUAGUUACUAAUAACAUGAUAUUCCAGAAUCAGUUACUAUUAGACUGACCCCAUAUUUAAAGGAAACCUGU
Bufo gargarizans (Asiatic toad) is the source of this 3174-nucleotide messenger RNA. RefSeq names its product solute carrier family 22 member 4-like. The record is from RefSeq and is a predicted model, not a curated record. The transcript is spliced from 10 exons. NCBI's taxonomy places the organism in Eukaryota, Metazoa, Chordata, Amphibia, Anura, Bufonidae. Gene Ontology annotation, molecular function: transmembrane transporter activity. The coding region runs from base 598 to 2274 and encodes 558 amino acids. Gene Ontology annotation, biological process: transmembrane transport. Gene Ontology annotation, cellular component: membrane.